Gasterosteus aculeatus aculeatus (three-spined stickleback) is the source of this 2068-nucleotide messenger RNA. It is a transcript of the gene gpd1l, whose product is annotated as glycerol-3-phosphate dehydrogenase 1 like. The record is from RefSeq and is a predicted model, not a curated record. Gene Ontology annotation, molecular function: oxidoreductase activity, acting on the CH-OH group of donors, NAD or NADP as acceptor; NAD binding; protein homodimerization activity. Gene Ontology annotation, cellular component: cytosol. Gene Ontology annotation, biological process: glycerol-3-phosphate catabolic process; carbohydrate metabolic process. NCBI's taxonomy places the organism in Eukaryota, Metazoa, Chordata, Actinopteri, Perciformes, Gasterosteidae.
UCAGGAGACGACGCUGAGCUCGAGCUCGUCCCGUUUGCGCCACCGGCCGAGCGGCUCGCUGCGCCCUCUGUAGCCCCGCGUCCACCAGCGCGCGUCCCCGAUGGCCUCUCCGCUCAAAGUCUGCAUCGUCGGCUCCGGAAACUGGGGCUCGGCCAUCGCCCGGAUAAUCGGACACAACGCCACGUCGCUGCGUUUCGCCACCACGGUGAAGAUGUGGGUGUUCGAUGAGAGCGUCGGCGACAGGAAGCUCUCCGACAUCAUCAACACGCAGCACGAGAACGUCAAGUACCUACCCGGAUACAAACUGCCCGACAAUGUGGUGGCUGUCCCGGAGCUCCGCGACGCCGCGAAGGGAGCCGACCUGCUGGUGUUCGUGGUCCCGCACCAAUUCAUCCGCAGUCUGUGCGAUGAGAUGGUGGGCUGCGUCUCGGCCAAAGCCCGGGGGAUAUCACUCAUAAAGGGCAUAGACGCAGGUCCUGGGGGCCUGACCCUCAUCUCCGACAUCAUCCGGGAGAAGAUGGGGAUGGACGUCAGCGUCCUGAUGGGAGCAAACAUCGCAAACGAAGUGGCCGCCGAGAAGUUCUGUGAAACCACCAUCGGCAGUAGGAUCCUAGAGAACGGCCUGCUGUUCAAAGAGCUGCUACAGACUCCAAACUUCCGAAUCACGGUGGUGGAUGAUGCUGAUACGGUGGAGCUGUGUGGAGCUCUGAAGAACAUCGUCGCGGUGGGCGCCGGCUUCUGUGACGGGCUGCGCUGCGGCGACAACACCAAGGCGGCCGUGAUCCGCCUGGGGCUGAUGGAGAUGAUCGCCUUCACCAGACUCUUCUCCAAGAACGCCAACGUCUCCACGGCGACCUUCCUGGAGAGCUGCGGCGUGGCCGACCUCAUCACCACGUGCUAUAGCGGCCGCAACCGGCGAGUGGCGGAGGCCUUCUCUAAAUCGGGAAAGAGCAUCGAGCAGCUGGAGAAGGAGAUGUUGAAUGGCCAGAAGCUGCAGGGUCCGGCCACCUCGGCCGAGGUUCACCACAUCCUGCAGCAGAAGGGCCUGGUGGACAAGUUCCCUCUGUUCACGGCCGUCUAUCAGAUCUGUUUCCAGGGGAAGCCGGUCCAAGAGAUGAUCUCCUGCCUGCAGAGCCACCCGGAGCACAAGUGACGGGUCGGAGGGGUCGACUGGGCGCGUUCACACUCAGGGUUCAGCACGAAGUCCUGAAUGCUGUCAAGACAAUUCCAGUUAAACUCAGAGGGACAAAUGAGAUGCAAAAGUUUCCAGAUUUCCAACAGCGUUGUUCUUUGCGUUUAAUAGAGGAGGAAAGAUCUCAGCCUGACUGUGCCUCACAGGCACAAGUGUUUGGUCAGCACUUAACCGUCUCUGGUGCUCCGUCUCAUGAAUCGGCAGUAUCUAUUUUGAGAACAAAGCAUUCUCAACCUUCAAAGAAAUGACAUGCCGACAAGCACACUGGUCCGGGUGGACUGCACUGGUCAGGCAAUCUGUUUGUUAACUUUAAACACAUUUGUGUGCACAUAAUAUUACCAUUUGUGUGUUAUUUCAUUCUUUUACUAUCAGGGUUGUCCUCACCAAAUGUGACCAAAUGUUCUUGCGUUCUUUUCUGUAAUGAGUUUCUUAAAUAUGAUCAUUCAGGUUCUGUCCAUCACUUGAGACGAAGACAAUUGAGCCACUGGUCUGCGUCGCACUGGCGUCCCAGUUACGUCCUGUCCCAAUGCACAACAGCAGUGGCCCUUUACUUUGUGUGCCAGUAUUUGUUUUCACUGCCACUCAGGUGAACAUACACUGGUGUUGAAUGAUAUCAAAAUGAUUUCCUCUUAUAUCUUUGUUGGUACAUCUAGCACUGUAAAUGUUAAUACUGUUCUACUUAAAUAUAUGUUAACAAUGCCUACAGAUAAACCAGCACUGGCUCAGUGUUCGAUAUAUCAGGGGGGUUUCCGGGAGCUCCUCUUUAAACUGCCACGUUGAAAUAUUGUGUAGAGCUCUGUUCUAUGUAAGUGUUUAUCCUGUAAUAGUGAAACGUGUUCGGUGGAAACAUGUAAAUUAAAGCGUUAAUCUCACCAA